UCACUUCCGGGUCACAUCAGCAGACCUGGGGGACACGUGAGGCAAGAUGGCGGCGCCCAGGAGCAGCUGGCAGGAGGCGGAAUCUGACAGUAGUAGUGGGGCUGAGGAUCUGGAGCGGUUCCGAGAGGCGGCCUGGGAGCCUCCUGGUUCAGUGAAGAAAAUAGUUCCAUUUCCAGAGAAAUCUGCUUCUCCUGUUGUCCCAAGUUUACGGGUUCGACCUAACAGCCAUGAGCAUGACGGGAAUGAACUCCAAACUACCCCUGAAUUCCGCACUCAUGUUGCCAAGAAGCUCGCUGCCAUGCUGGACAGCUGCAUCAAAGAAAUUCCAGGAAGCAACAGCUUCAAUCAGGAAUCUGCAGCCGCAUCAGACUCCGAAGACGAAGGUUUUCGGCUAUUAACUACAUCUGUUCCUGGGGAUUGUGGGAAAAUAUUACCGUCUCCAACCUUAAAACGCAGAGUGGCAUCUUCUACCAGUGAGAACAGUGAAGAAGAGGAACAGAGGUGUCGCGAGGCAGCUGUGUCAGGAUUAGAUAUUCUUAAACACAGUGCAUUACAGACAACCCUAGUGGAGAGGAUCGAAACCGAUGCUACUAACCAACCUAAAAAGAAGAAGAAGAAAAAGAAGGCAAAGAAGGAUAGAGGGUUGAGUGGUGAGACUGAAACAGAUGACCAGAACAUGGAACCCAAAGGUAAUAUAAAUGGGUUUAAGAAGAAAAAGAAAGAAAGAGAAAUGAGUGACAAGACAGACUCGCAUGAGAAGACUAUUCUUCCAGGGUCUGAAAAGAUCAACCCAGAAUCGGAUUGUUAUAAUAAGUCCAAAACUGUAAAAGAUCAGUCUAAGAAGAAAAAGAAGGAAAUGGGAUUGAAUCGGGAGACUACACCAGAUUACAACAUAAAUACAAUGUGUGGAAAAAGUGGAACCAAAAAGAAGAAAAAGAAGGUAGCUGCGGAAAAUUGUGAUGAACAUGACUGAUCGUGGAUUAUCAAUGACUUAUCCAGGCAAAUACUGUGUUCUUGAUGUACAGAAAUCGAAUGUUGGAUUGAGACAAGUUCAUCAGAAGUGUUCAGUGGUUUUAGCUGUUAGUGAAGUUUCCAGUUCAUGCAUGUAUGCUAGAAAAGCUACAUGCUAGCCAUUCUGCACAACUUGGUUCUAGUCGCAUCUCCAGAGAAGGAGGAUGGAGGAUAAUCUUCAUAGACCCAAUACUUGCAACCUUCGUUAGGUCUGACACUGACAAGUCCUCUCUUGUACCUCCAUUAUUUAGCAUGAGUCCAAGGAAUGUACUUUACUGGCAGGUCAAGCUGUGGUCGCAGGUCCUUCACUGUGAGGAAGAUGCCAUCUGUGAGGACAUAUAAUUGUCCAGGCUGUUGUGUGAAGGGGAUAGGAGGUGGCUGUGGCUCUCUGGGGUACUGGAAUUCUGGUAGUGUACCAAGCUUGCUGAAGACA
Molecule: messenger RNA, 1444 nt
Organism: Bufo bufo (common toad)
Lineage: Eukaryota; Metazoa; Chordata; Amphibia; Anura; Bufonidae
Gene: C2H12orf43
Product: chromosome 2 C12orf43 homolog
Exons: 6
Coding region: 47-973 (308 amino acids)
Biological process (GO): Wnt signaling pathway; negative regulation of Wnt signaling pathway; Spemann organizer formation
Source: RefSeq, a predicted model, not a curated record